UCCCCUUCCUUCUCCGCCCCACGUGCCUCCAUCUGCGCGUUGCGCUCACCAAGAUGCUGCUGGCCCGGGCUCUCCGCCGCGCCGCCUUCGCGCUGAGCCCUCUCCAAGCGCCGCCGCUGCUGCCGCGAUCGCUCUGCGCGCCCUUCCUGCCCAGCCCGGCGGGGGUGGCUGCUGCAGCGGCGGCCGCCCGGCCCUUCACCCGCUCGCUGUGGGCGCUGUGCGGGCAGGGCAGCAAGGGCGGCCCCGGCGGCCUCCUGCGCGGCAGCUCGCCGGCGACCACCUGCGCCUGCGGCGGACUCCACACGGAAGGUGACAAGGCUUUUGCAGAGUUUCUGAACGAUGAAAUCAAAGAGGAGAAGAAGAUCCAGAAGCACACAGCCUUGCCCAAGAUGUCUGGAGGCUGGGAGUUGGACAUCCAGGGCACGGAAGCCAAACUGCUGCGGAAAGUAGCCGGGGAGACCAUUACCAUUUCCUUCAACAUCAACAACAGCAUCCCGCCAAGUUUUGAUGAGCCCCAGGAGGGAGAGAAGUCUGGCGAGCAAGAGCCAGAGCUCACGUCGACGCCAAAUUUUGUUGUGGAAGUAACGAAAGAUGACACCAAGCAAAUGCUUGUGCUGGAUUGCCACUACCCUGAGGAGGAGGUUGGUCACGGUGAUGAAGAGGAGAGUGACAUGUUCUCCAUCCAGGAGGUCAGCUUCCAGCCCUCCGGAGACUUGGAAUGGCGGGAGAACAGCUACACCCUCAACACAGAUUCUCUUGACUGGGCUCUGUACGACCACCUGAUGGAUUUCUUGGCCGACCGGGGGGUAGACAACACAUUCGCAGACGAGCUGGUUGACCUCAGCACGGCGCUGGAGCACCAGGAAUAUAUCCGCUUCCUGGAAGACCUGAAACGCUUUGUCAAAUGUCAGUAGAUUAAAAGAGCGAUACGGGAUCCCACCACCACCGCCUCGGCCUCUCUUUGCCGUUCUUCUGCCUUCAAAGGCUGGACUCUUGUCUCUUCUGUUUUUUCUUUUUAAAGAAUUGGAAAACCCGGGGGAACAAUUUAGAGUUAAAGCUUUAAAGUGAGGGUUGAGCAACCAUCAUGGGAGGAGAACCAAACCAAGCCAAAGCUGCAUCUCUGGCACUGCACUGUGCAGUCCAACUCUUAGGUUUAGCGUUCAGUGGCCACCAGGGGUUUUGCUACAUUUUGAGAAGUAAGGUUAAAAUGUGAAAAUAAAACCAGUUGAAGACUUUUCUGUGUGGAACGAAA
Molecule: messenger RNA, 1252 nt
Organism: Hemicordylus capensis (graceful crag lizard)
Lineage: Eukaryota; Metazoa; Chordata; Lepidosauria; Squamata; Cordylidae
Gene: C1QBP
Product: complement C1q binding protein
Exons: 6
Coding region: 54-914 (286 amino acids)
Biological process (GO): cytosolic ribosome assembly
Cellular component (GO): mitochondrial matrix
Source: RefSeq, a predicted model, not a curated record